UCGUUUGUGUAUAUAGGAGACAAAUUAGUAAGGCCGAUCGUGUACGGAGGGAGGUCAAGAUGAUGACGGCGACGAUAACAAUGAGGUUUGCUGUCGUAGGCGCGGUGGCGUUGCUGCUCGUCGGCGGAUGCACCGCCGACAACUGCUUCUUCGUGGAGGGGGAGGUGUACUGCGACACGUGCCGCGCUGGGUUCGUGACGAACGUCACCACCCCGAUCCAGGGCGCCAAGGUGCGGCUCGAGUGCCGCCACUUCAUGACCGCCGCCGGCACCGUCGAGAGGUCCGCCGAGAACGUCACCGACGCCGCCGGCAACUACAAGAUCGAGCUCAAGGACAACCGCGGCAGCGAGGAGGUGUGCGCCGUGAGGCUCCUCAGCAGCCCCGUGCCUGGGUGCACGGAGAUCGACAAGGGCCGCGACAGCGCCCCCGUGACGCUUGUCGACGCCGGGCUCGCCACCAAGGUGCGACGGGCCAGCGCGCUCGGGUUCCUCAAGACGGAGCCGCUCCCCAACUGCGGAAAGAUCCUAAGCGACCUCGCGCUCGGCUCCGGACCUAGCUACUGAUCCAUGUGCAUGUGCUGCGCUAAUUUGAUUUGAUCUAACAUGGCUACUACAACAUAAUUAAUAAUCUUUAAUAAUUGUUGUCUGUGUUGAAAUAUUUACUUGGGUUGAUCAAUGUUUUUCUGUGUCUCGUGGAUCAUUGUACAGUUUCAUUAUUAGUUUUACGUCCGAUAUGUUGCACUGGACCUUUCCAUAAUUAUUAUGCCCCCUAUGAUAUUCCUCUGUA
Molecule: messenger RNA, 786 nt
Organism: Lolium perenne
Lineage: Eukaryota; Viridiplantae; Streptophyta; Magnoliopsida; Poales; Poaceae
Product: pollen-specific protein C13
Source: RefSeq, a predicted model, not a curated record